AUGGAUGUGAUGGAUAUUGUCGGGGAGCUCCAAGCCCUCCCGGACGAUAUCCACUUCCUCUGUCCCCGACAACAUGACGACGACCACGCGGCGUACGACGAUCCAAACCAGGUCGAUGAAUCAGGCCGAAGUGUUGCGGAUUUGGUGGCGGAAGCGACGACCCGCAGGGAGAAGUUUUUGUCGUGCAUGCGCAUCUUGGCCUACAACGAAGAGGGUGUCCAAGAGCUACAAAACUGGGUGUGGAAAAAGCUGGACGACACGCUUGAGAAAUGCGACCUGUGUAUCAAGAAGUAUUACACGGGGAAAAUAUGGCUCAUGGAGCAACUGAAGGAGAAUUACGACGAUGAGGACAUCGAAAAAUUCUCCCAGAUGCUCGAUGAAAGCGACAUCAAACGCAUUACGAGGAACUUGACGAAUGCCACAGCUAAGUUGAAGGAGGUGCCGCCGCAGGAGAUUGCGCUGAACGUGCUGGAUCGUGCUUCGUUGCUGUCGAUUUUCGAGAGCUUGAGCUGCGAUGCGAUGCUGCGGAACAAUAACCUGCUCGAGCAGUACUUCGACGAACCGUUCAGACUUAUCCAGACAAAGCGGAAACUGAAGGUGUCGGAUUAUAUUCCUGCUGUUACACGCUUCCUAUUCGACUCGAACCCGAACCGGACCGCCUGGGCCAUCUAUUCGUGGUCCCGCUACAACCGUCCUCCUACUACGCUGGAAUUCGACUGGGCUGUGAAGGACGGGCUUUUGGAUGCACUGCGGUCUUCUGCCCAAGGCAAUCAUUCAAUACAGGCAAUUUCGAGGCUCUGGCAAGGCAUGCAUCUGAUAGUGAAGAGGCUGGACAAAGAACAGAUAACUCAUCAUCUGCGUGCCCUUGAAAUCGACCCAUGCCGCCUGUCGGUAGAUCAUCUCUCCCUCCCAGUUCUUCGUAACCUUUUAAGGACUAUCCAGACUUUCUUGGAAAAGGCACCGGCGGACUUUUGGGAUGCAAUGCAGACAAUAUCACCUCAGGCUAUCAUUGAAGCUGUCUUUUACAACCAGCAGUUAGAGGAAUUUUUGAUGCAAGCAACAGAGGGUACACCAUACGAGAACUCCCCAAUGAAGGACAUGCUCUCGUGGAUCCAUCCUUUCAUGUCGUCCUUACGGGACGCCCAUCAAACUACGGCCUGCAGAUCGCUGGUCUACCAGCUCCUUGAUCGAUUGCAAAACAAGCCUCUCCCUAACCAUGCAAGGUAUCACUGCUUUCAUGUCGGGUUGAAUGUGCUGUUACACACUCUUCGCACAUUCACUGAUCAUGAAGCUUCUAGAGGCUCUGUUGCCCGCAUUAUUCUUUCUGAAACUCUGAAUGUUGUGGGCACACACAUCAAGACGAUUUUGGAGCCACCAAAAUUUGCUGUCGAGCAGGGUUUACAGAAGGGGAUAUCGAUGCUGUGCAUGGAUGUCAUUCGGAAUACGCUGGCUCUUGAGUGUCAAUCUCUCAAAAGCGAUUACGAGGUGAUCCUCCGGCAUAACUCUCUCCAGCAUGGUGUGAGCACAUACUCCGCAGCUAUUUGGGAUUCGGUUGUUCUACAUCUUCACGAAGACAAUCUGGAUCUUUCAACUGCUGCUCUGCUUGGUAUAUUGCCUUUGGUUGGCUUGGAGAAAUUUCCAACGAAAGGAGAGACUAGUCCAGAGAAGACGCAUUUCAAUGCGAUCUACGGCCAUCUGACACACCUCGCUUGCCAGAUUAUUGAACGGCUUGCCGAUUUCAAACCAGAACACCUAGACGAAUUGUUCAAGAGCCAGGAUACGAGCAGUGCGCUGAUUUCAGCCCUAUUCGCGGCCGACCUCAACACCUACCAAGCGGCUGUUGACCUUAUCAAGAACGUCAGCGGCCAGUCUGCCCGAAGAGAUGCUAUCUCCCACCUCCUCCAGUCGUUUUUCAUUACCACGAUGUAUGGGCUUAGCUGGUCCUUCCGGCGCAUUUCUAACAUGAAAACUUUCGCCUCUGCCCCGAGAAUGAUCCAUACCGGAACAGAUAUUGUCGACAUCCUUUGCGAUAGCCAAACCGGUAUGCUUCGGACUCGAAAGCUUGCAGACCGCAAGGAGAUCCUAUCACUUCAAAAACUUUGGGAGUACCUCUGGCAAGCGUUGACAACAAUUUUCGAUGAAACCGAGUCGUGGCAUCUUCGCGGCAACGACAAGUCCGUGAUGCUGGAGUUCUGCCGUGACAGUAUUCAAUUCGCUGACCUCCUGUUCGGCCAGUAUGGUGUUUUCCUGAGCGCAGUUGUGGACGCGGACCCUAGUCAGGAGAGCACUGCGCGCGAGAACUUCUUGAAGCCCCCGACGGCGACCAUGAGUGCAAUGGUCAAGUGGCUUCGUUUGAAGGACGAGUAUCUUGCAACCACCCUCGUCGGACUUGUAGCGAAGAUCCUUCGCCGCUUAGGAGAGCUCAGCGUGACAACUGUGAAGGAGGACGCCUUGGGUUUCAUAGAGGGUGUUGCAGUCAAGUCCACUGUUAAAACCAUCUUGACCUUGCGGGAGAAGGCCGAACUCGUCCGCGCUCUCGAGGCGUACUACAAGAAACCGGUUGUGACUGCCUCAACCGCCAGCCUGAAGAAGCAGAGCUCAAUUACAGCGUUUGCGAAGCCCACCGAGCCCUCUGCUACCCCGAGUCCACCCAAACAUGCUGACGAAUUCGACGACAAUGUUUCGGACGAUGUUCUCCUGCAGCUCUCCCGCUCGGUUGAGCUUAACAAAGAGCGGGUGGCCUCCGAGGCCAAAAAGAAGGCCGAGAAGGCCACCAGGGUUGAAAAGGCGGCCAGAGCUCUUCCAGCCAUUCCCAAGCCAGCACCUGCUCCUCUGAAGUCCAAUUUGACUGUUCAGGCCUUCCGCGAAAAGCGGGAACGCGAAAGGGAGGCGAAGAAGAAGCGCGAUCUCGAGAUGCUGGCACGUUUGAAGAAGAAUCUUCCUGCGUCUGGCGUUGCUGAGCAGACUGCUGAACAGGGAUCUGGGCUUAGUGGCAUUGGUGUCAGGGGUAAGGACCAUAGUGCGCCUGCUGACAGCAUGAUGGUGUCGUCUGGGUCGGAGUCAGAAUCGGAGAGCGAAGAUGACCUCGACAAAGAGCUUUUCGGAGCAAAGAGUAGCUCGAAGCCGGAUGCUGUUAAAGCGUAUGAGGAGAGUAAACGCAUGUCUCUCAAGCAGCAGGGACCCGUCAAGAAGAUCAAACAGGUGCGGUCAGCGAAAGAUAUGCGCGCACGUUUGGCACCAGAUCUUUCCUCCUUGCAUCGUACCAUUCUGGCUUGGGAUUUCUUCGCCAACGGUGAUCUGCCCCCGAACUCGGGGCGUACGGACUAUAGUUUGGUUUCCAACACGUUUCGAGACCCCAUCGAGUACCAGAGAACCUUUGAGCCGCUGCUAAUCCUUGAGGCCUGGCAAGGGUUCCAGUCGUCGAAGGAAGAAGGUAGCUUCAAGACAUUUGAAAUCAAGGUUGCUACGCGUCUUUCCGUCGACUCGUUCGUUGAAGUCAGUACGGUCAUGCCAUUCAACGAAGUUAAGGAUCUUGGCAUUGGCGAGGCCGACAUUGUCCUACUUUCGAAGGCAAGCUCUCCGACAUCUAAUUCAUCCGCACCUCAUUGUCUUGCAAGAGUGUCUGGCGUCAACAAGAAGAAAGGAACCGUGGAGAUAUCCUACCGGGUUAAUCCCGGCAACUCGUUCAUCAAUUCUCUCGGACCCGGCACGACCAUCUUUGGUUCAAGAAUAACAUCGUUGACCCCUCUCGAGCGUGAAUACGGAGCCCUUAUGGCUUUACAAUACUAUGACCUCUGCGAGGAGAUCGUGAAGGCCAAGCCGUCACCAAUCCUGAACUACUCGGACGCAGGUCUGAAGCCCAUCGUUGAAAACUACAAAGUCAACCCUGCCCAGGCAAAGGCGAUUAAGUCGGCCCUGGACAACGAUGCGUUUACGUUAAUCCAGGGUCCUCCGGGAUCUGGAAAGACGAAGACUAUCGUCGCGCUGGUGGGCGCUCUGCUGAGUGGUGUUCUUGGGAACAAUGGCGUGGCUAUUUCGCGGCCGACGACCAUGAGCAAUGCUAGGCCGCAGGCUAGGACAACUACAUCGAAGAAGCUUCUUGUUUGUGCUCCUAGUAACGCUGCUGUUGACGAAUUGGUGAUGAGAUUCAAGAAUGGAGUCAAGACGAUACAAGGCCGCGAGGAGAAGCUGUCGGUCAUUCGUUUGGGCCGAAGCGAUGCCAUCAAUACCAACGUCUUGGAUGUGACCCUGGACGAACUUGUCAAUGCUCGAAUGAGCCAGACCUCCCGAAAAGAGACCGGGGAGCGGGAUUUACAGCAAAUCUAUACGGAACACAAGGCUGCCGACACCGCGUUCAAAGAGACUCGCGCCCGAAUCGACCAAUGCAGAGCACAGGGACUUCCUGUCCCGGCCGAACUGGAACGAGAGUUUGACCUUCUCAAGAAAAAGAAAACCCAGCUCAGUCAGGAGAUCGAUAACGCCCGGGACAAGAACCAUUCCGCUGCCCGUGAUGCCGACUUGAACAGGCGGCGAAUCCAGCAGGAGAUCAUCGAUGGCGCCCAUGUUAUCUGCGCUACACUCAGCGGAAGUGGCCACGAGAUGUUCCAGAAUUUAAGUAUUGAGUUCGAAACCGUAAUCAUCGAUGAGGCGGCACAGUCCAUCGAAUUGAGCGCCCUCAUCCCGCUCAAAUAUGGAUGCUCCAAGUGUAUCCUUGUCGGAGAUCCCAAGCAGCUGCCCCCCACCGUUCUCUCGAAGGUCGCAUCCAAGUUCCAAUAUGAACAGAGCUUGUUCGUCAGAAUGCAAGCCAACCACCCCAGAGAUGUCCACCUGCUGGAUAUCCAGUAUCGUAUGCAUCCAGAAAUCAGCGCCUUCCCAAGUAGCACGUUCUACGACGGCAAGCUCCAGGAUGGACCUGACAUGGCCCGCCUCCGCACGCGCCCGUGGCAUCAAGGCGAACUGCUCGGCCCAUAUCGGUUCUUCGAUGUCCAAGGUCUCCACCAGAGCGCUGCUAAAGGCCACUCUUUGAUCAACAUGGCAGAACUUCGGGUGGCCAUGCAGUUGUACGAGCGCUUGUCGACCGACUUUCGAGGAAUUGACUUCGCUGGCAAGAUUGGUAUCAUCACCCCUUAUAAGGGUCAACUCAGAGAGAUGAAGAACCAGUUCGCGGCGAGGUAUGGCAAUGAGAUUUUCAGCAAGAUUGACUUCAAUACGACGGACGCUUUCCAGGGAAGAGAAAGCGAAGUCAUCAUCUUCUCUUGUGUUCGCGCCUCGAAUAAGGGCAUUGGUUUCUUGUCUGAUAUCCGUCGUAUGAACGUCGGAUUGACGCGUGCCAAGUCUUCACUCUGGGUCCUUGGGAACUCACAGUCUCUGGUACAGGGUGAAUUCUGGAACGGUCUUAUCAAAGACGCCCGCAGGAGAAACGUGUACACGGAGGGUGACAUACUGAAAAUCCUGCAGCGACCUCAGUUUACCGGCUACAAGAAUAUAGAUAUGUUUGAUGCGGACGCAUCAGCGCCUCCGACCUCGGCCUCAAACUCGCCUGGGCCUGUUUCUGGGAAAGAUGUCACACCUACCCCGUUGCCUGACGGGCCGUCCGGGGGCGGUAACGGUCUGGACGAAACGCGCAUGUGUGGAUAUUGCGGAAGCUCUGCUCACAUGACACACAAUUGCGACAACAUUGACGCGAAAGAGGCAGCCAGGGGUACCUGUUAUCGUUGCGGGGAAUCGGGACACACGCGCAUCGCCUGCACCGCUAAACGCUGUGUUGAGUGUAGUGCGAUUGGACACAUGGCUCGCGAGUGCCGCGCCACAAAGCCUCUCCCGAAGCAUGAGAAGAUGCGACUCAUCCGCGAGGAGCAGAGCCUUGCUCAGCUGCAGAAGCAAAAGACCGAACGACAGCGCGCGAGACAGCUUGGAGGCCAUGACCCCAAAGUACCGGUUAUCCAGGUUACUACAAAUGCCGAGAGCAAGAAGCCCGAGCAGGCCCCUAAAUCGGAGAACAGCAAAGGGGCUAGUAAGCGCAAGCGCACCGAUUCUCCCUCUUCUGAUACACAAAAACCUUCCAAGAAGGGGUCGGAAAAGCACCCGCCGCCAAACGCACCGACUGGUCCUAAGAACCAGCGACGGAAGAUCGAUGCGAAUGUGCCGCCUAGCAUGGAGCGCCCGCCACGACCACCACAGCGGCCCGGUAACGGUGUUCGACCGCCGAUGAUGCGCAAGAAGAAGGAAGUUGAUCCGUUUAUUCGGCCCAAGCGGAAGUAG
This is a messenger RNA of Aspergillus terreus NIH2624, 6261 nucleotides long. RefSeq names its product putative tRNA-splicing endonuclease. Gene Ontology annotation, biological process: termination of RNA polymerase II transcription. Lineage: Eukaryota; Fungi; Ascomycota; Eurotiomycetes; Eurotiales; Aspergillaceae. The coding region runs from base 1 to 6261 and encodes 2086 amino acids. Gene Ontology annotation, molecular function: helicase activity; transcription termination site sequence-specific DNA binding; zinc ion binding. Gene Ontology annotation, cellular component: nuclear body. The record is from RefSeq and is a predicted model, not a curated record. The transcript has 3 exons.